This is a messenger RNA of Babesia bigemina, 2235 nucleotides long. RefSeq lists its product as hypothetical. Bases 1 to 2235 code for a protein of 744 amino acids. Lineage: Eukaryota; Apicomplexa; Aconoidasida; Piroplasmida; Babesiidae. The transcript is spliced from 4 exons. The record is from RefSeq and is a predicted model, not a curated record.
AUGCUGCUGUACCUCCUUGCGCAUGUUUGGGCAUGGCGCUACGUUAUAUUCGUCGGCAUCCGGUGCGCGGAUGGGUUUGUUCUUCGACGGUGUCCUUCCCUCGUCUUAGGACGCCCGAAGACCAACAGGCUGUUCGCAGCCCCGAACGACGCUCAGCCGCCCAUACCCGCUGCAGCUGACAAGGAGGUGGCGGAGAAGUUGGAGAAAGAGAUUCAGGAUAAGAUCGCGAGGUACAUGGCGCCGAUGGAGGCUAACAACAUCAAGGGCAUCGACCAGAAGGUGCUCGAUCGAAAUUUCGGAGAGCUCUACUCAGUGGAGAACAUCAAGAAACGAGAGCAGCGGAACGCCAGGAAGGUGCAGCUGGAGCCGCCGGAAGUACCGCCGACCGACAAGCUACCGUACUUCGUCAACAUGCAAAACCCCAAAAAUCCGCUGAGCGCGGCACAUGUGGAUUAUGUGGGCGAUGUCAUCGCACAUGGGCAACUAGAUCCGAGAUCAACUGUGUUGCCGCAUGCAGUGUGCGUAGGCGUGGCAGAGCAGCAGGGUGCUGUUGCGGAGGAUCGGCAUGGACACCUCGGGGAGGAAACGGCAUGCGAGGUGAAGGCUGAUAGUGCCGCCGCACAAGCAGGUGAAAAUGUAGUUGUCGGGGGGGCGCCAAGUUCGGGUGCCGGAGUGGAACCGUCUCCAGAUCUUGACAACGUGAGGCAGGGCAGGUCGACCCCUACAGGUGAGUCGGAACCGGAAAAUAUUGAAAGGCUCUCAGGAGGUAUCACAAUGUUCAAAAACACGUAUGAGGAGUUGCUAGAAGGCAAUAGGACAACCGAGUUUGUCGGUGACCCGCUGGACCCCUAUUUUGAGGCUGCGGCACAGCAGGCGUCAGACGACGAAGCCGAGAGGGUGGACUCCGACGAGGAAGAGUUGGAGAAGCAGGUUUGGUACCGCACCAAGCCGCUGAGACAGCUGAUGCCGAAGGAAAUGGCUGAUGGAUGGUCUGUACUUCCCUGCGGCCGCAUAUACAAGCACCUGCUGAGGCCCUCUCACGAACCACCGGACAAGCAGCGCGUACCGGGGCAGGAAACUUACGUGUCCUUCGGUUUCAAAAUCGCGGACGCAUUCACGGGAGAAAUUUUGGUGGAGGCGGCGGAUGCGGAAAGUGAAGGCAUCGUGACGCAGCUGAAGGAGCUCUCACCGCCCGUGCAGAGGAUGCUCGCAUCCAUGAAAGUAGGAGAACAGGCUGAGUUCGUGUGCCCCGCUAUAGAGCUCGGUCUGGAUAAGCUGGAUCGUGAGGGCAUGCCGCCGGUGGAGUGGGUCAGAGUGUGGAUGCACACCAUAAUGAUGCACGAGCGCGGGGAAAAGUGGUGGCACCUCAGCCCCAUCGAAGCUUCCAAGUUCCCCACUGCGAAACCGUACGAGGACCGUCGCACCAGAAUGGAAAGGAUCAACCUCAAGGCGGAUGAGCUGACCAAGCAGAUCGAGCACGAACUAGAAAACAACCCAACCUCACCGCUCUGGGAUGACGUGAUGCAACGCCUGAACGAGCAACAGAAGGCGUCGGUAGUCGAGCACUUCGACCAGAAGCUGGAGUGGCAGGAGCGCAGGAAGUGCGCGGAGUUCUCGGGGUCCAGGGGGUUUGGAGACACCAUCAAGAGCACCGGGCAGGUGAAGGGGUACGACGUCGGCCGGAUGUCGGGGGGCUCAGGGGGGUGCUACACCUGGCACGAAACGCCAUUCUUCAUAUAUAUCGCAGUGCCCGUGGUCCCCGGAGUACGUGCUGAGCACGUGAACUUCGAGUUGGGGCAAACGCACCUCACGCUGAAGGUCGCAGGGAAAACCAUCAUUGACGACGACAUCACGGGGCCCGUGGUAACGGACAUUGCAACCAGUUGGGCAAUGAGCGAAAAGGCGAUGGAUUACGAGCCGCUUCCGCCAGGCCACCCAGAGCUCGAGGACCCGGUGCUCAAAACGGAUCGCGACGACGACUACCACAGCAUCGCCAGGGAUCCGGCCAUCAUCAUCGCACUAAAGAAACGGGACAAAGUGUUGGGGGAUUGGGGAACGCCAUUCCUGAAACAGAGCGGGGUCGUGCGACGCGUUCACCAGACAGUAGAAUUCACACUUGAGCCGGUCGAACUUCGCAGCGAGUUCGCGGCAAGGCGACUCCAACGCCAGCAGGGCAUCCGCCUGUUCCACGGUCUGCAGCACGUCGAAACCCAAACCGAGCACGCUCUCGCGUAG